UAUUCCUACCUCCAACCCUCCUCUCUUUCUCCAUUUAUUUUUUUUAAUACCUCCCAAACUCAUAAAAUCUCCCAGAGAGCUCAGUUCACAGCAUUGGCACUCUCAAUUUCAAAUGGAUCGUUCCAAGGGUUCCUUGCUUGCGGGAGCAACUAUACUAAUGCUAUCACUAAUAGCAACCGUGUCGAAAGUAGAUGCCGACGCCAUGGUGACUGGUAUUGUCUUCUGUGAUCAGUGCAAAGUUGGGGAGCGCAGCAUUUUCGACUACCCACUCUACGGAGCAAGGGUGGCUGUUGCUUGCAUGGGUGCAAACGGGGCGAUGGCAGCGUACAAAGAGGACACCACAAAUUGGAUGGGGGGCUACGCAAUGCGGUUCCCAGGGAGCUCUGACCUCAGCCGAUGCUACGCUCGGGUUAUUAGGGGCCCAUCAGGGUGCGGGUCAGCAGCAGGCCCGGCCCAAGGCCUCAAUCUCAUGUUCAGCAUGUUAGGCAUGCAAAUGUAUGCCGUAGAGCCACUCCUCUCUCAGCCCCAGCAACCAAUGCCAUUCUGUCCAAGAUCAUCUCCACCCUCUCCGGCUCGUGCAGCAAUUCCUCCUCCCUCUCAAUCUUUGCCUCCUCCGGCCCCACCAGUGGUCCCGGUACCGCCACCAUCGCCGCCGCGAGCGGAUUCACGUCCUCCCCGGGUUCCGUUCUUGGAGGCCUCAGCCUGCUCAUAUGAUAAGUGGAUGAUGCCGGAGUUCAAGUGCUACUGGAAGGUGGUGGGUCCAGACACCAAGGUUGCCGUAGCUUUCGGUCCUGUUGCAGCUGGGAAGUAUGGCACAGACAUGAGUUUGAUGGAGGGACUGCAUGGGCGGGGAGACACCUACCGCACGCUCCUUCGAGAAGCAACCACCUCCCUUCUCAACUCCUACAACAGCAUUCGGUUCCCCUACCCAACAGUCAGUGUUAUUUACCGUAUGAACUGGGCUCUGCUAGGCUCUCCUCAGCAGGCACUAAUGCAGGCUCUAAGGUUCAAAAGGGCAAAUACCGGCGUUUCUGGGCAGACCACCUGCAAAUUUAUCCCUUGUUCUUGAGGAAAACCUUUUCCUAUCUCGGCAUUUGCACUUAGUAUUCUUGAUUCUGGUCACUGAUAUUGAAUUGGCAUUGUUACUUCGAUACACCACACUCCUUUCUGCUGCAUUAUACUAUUUUCCUUAUAAGAAUUAUUUCUUGUGAUACCCAGAUGUUAAAAAGUAUUGGCAAAAGUGUUAUCAUUAUGUUGUACGGAGAAUUAUAAAUUUCCUUCCUAUCCAAUUUCAUGUAUUGUUCUCUUUUAUA
Messenger RNA from Asparagus officinalis (garden asparagus), 1313 nucleotides. RefSeq names its product protodermal factor 1. NCBI's taxonomy places the organism in Eukaryota, Viridiplantae, Streptophyta, Magnoliopsida, Asparagales, Asparagaceae. Bases 113 to 1069 code for a protein of 318 amino acids. The transcript has 3 exons. The record is from RefSeq and is a predicted model, not a curated record.